This is a messenger RNA of Pocillopora verrucosa, 5576 nucleotides long. Its product is annotated as pecanex-like protein 4. NCBI's taxonomy places the organism in Eukaryota, Metazoa, Cnidaria, Anthozoa, Scleractinia, Pocilloporidae. The record is from RefSeq and is a predicted model, not a curated record. Gene Ontology annotation, cellular component: membrane.
AUUGUUCCUAUCGAGAUGACUUGGAAAACUCAGUAAAUAGGCCAGAUAUUUCGUCAUGAAAUGAUUUAAUGCACGAAAAUCCUUUACGUUGUGGCUUUUUAUCUUGGAUCGAAUCCGAUGCGAAAACACAAAGGCGCCAUCAACAAGGUUUACUUCCCCAUUUCUUCAGGGAGCUUCAUGUAACAUCGAAGAUUUCAUAGCCCAAAGACAGUAAUGACAGAUCUUGAAUGCACCGGAGAAUCUACUAAAAUCUUAGCUUACAAGUGUUUAACAUUUGGAAUGCUACAAGACAAACUGACUGAGAUCCUUAUGUGAUAAACACUGGAUAAGGACACGCUUUGUUAUUGAUCAAACGUCUUCGGUCAAUGCGGUAACAUUUCGUACGACUAUUAAAUGUGAUGGGCUCUAUGGAAGGUGCUGGGGCGCCUUUGCUGAACGACUACAAACUUGAAUUCUUCUGGAAGCGUUUCCCGCAAACGCUGCUCGGUGGAUUGAAGCUAAAACUCGGAUACGAAGCACCAUUCUACGUUUACUUGAAUCAAGUAUUGGUGUUCUUGGUACCUUUCAUUUUUGGAGGGAUUUUUACACUUCUUGCUGAGUUCAAAAUCAUAACUGAUGUGUACAUGAAUGCUUAUAUUUAUGGAGGCCUUGUGGUCGUAUUUGUAAUAAGUACACAGCUUUUCAGCUGGUUAAUGCGUCGAAAUGCGACGAGUCUCGCUAAAUUUCAAAAGAACCUCUUGUCUCAAGACGACGAGAUUGACUUCGUUUCAUGUUGCGGUGUCGAAACGGUGGAGUUUACUUUUCCCGCAAAGAGAUUUGUUGUAAACAUGAUUGCCCAUGCGGUGAUAUCUGGGGUCGUAUGUAGUUUAAUGUUUUUGUAUCUUUUACCGGCGAACCUGGCUGGGUUGUUUUCAAACACGGGUGCUACAGUGGUUCUUUACACUCUAGGAUGGUUAACCGUGUGUAUUUCUCAGUUCUCUUUGAGUUCUUCAUGCCCGCCCGAGUUGGCUAUUUUUAGAGCUCUGGACACAUUGGAAAUCGCUCCACUGAUGAGACCAUUUUAUGUGGUGAUAUUUGGAAUCAUUGGAGUUUUGGCAAGACAUUACUCUGAGUUGGUGGCAACAGACAAGGUACUUCAUAUCUUGUUUCCUUUUCUGCCCUUGCUAUGGAUUCUGGGUAUCUUGCCUCCUCUGGAUGCACUGUUUCCAUGGUUGGCAGAGCAGGCACUGGUGUUUGGUCUUGGUGGCUCCCCAUUAGCAACUGAUUUGAGAUUACUGGUGAUGUUUAUCAUCUCAAGUCUUGUGGUUGUCAUGGCAACUUUUAUUUCAAAUUCUACUGCCAUUCUUAUCGUGUCAGCUUGUUUUGGCUUCAUCCUCAGUAUGGACAUCUUUGGCCUUGUUCUUCAAGCAUGGGUCAAAAUAAAUCAAGGAAAAACCUUGAAGCCAAUAGUGGCAGAAUGGAAAAUGAGAGAAGUAUUGAUUUUUGUAGUAAUGUUAGCAAUAACAGGGGCUUUGGCAGCAGUUUCCAGCCAUUUCUCAUCAGAUGCAAGCCUGGAGAUAUUUGAUGCCUUUGGUGUUUUGUUCAUGGUGCUCUUGGUUCUUGUUAAAGUUCUGGGAGAUAUACAAUCUGUGAGCAUUUUUUUUGGUUUGCUCAGAAAUCCAUUUUAUCCAGCAAGUAUUGAGUCAUCUAGAGAGUUUAAGAAAAGAAAAAAUAUUCUGAAAUACAUUGGUCUUCUGCACCAAGUACUGCUUUGCUAUGUUGUACCUUUGCUUCAAGUUGCCUUUCUCAGCUUGUUCCUUGCCCCAGAGAGCGCAACUGUUUCAAACUUUGCUGUGGCCAUUGGAACUGUCAGGGCUCUUCGACAGGUCUGGCAAAACACGUUUAAUUCUUUGCUGGAAAUAUCCGUCGUUUAUCUGACUGCGACGGCUCUGGGGUCAGAUGUGGCUACCUGGUGGGGUACUGCAGGUCUUGGACUACAGCUGAUGCUGGUGGGAGCCUGCAGGGACAGACUACAGCAGCUACUAAAUAAGAUAUCCUACAUGCUGACCCUCACUGUCACAGCGUGGACACUUCCCAAACAGCACCACAAGGCAACAAUACCUAUCCUUCUUGCACUCGUCAUAUUACUGCCUGUGGUACUAGCUGUACUGGGGGCUGCAACAAUUUUAGCCACUCCAUUGCUACCACUCUUCUGUCUUCCUGUGUUCUUGGUGGGCUUUCCGCGGCCAUUGCGGUCCUGGCCCAAGGCUGCCAGCACGGCUGCAGCAACCUGCCCUGACUCCGUGUUUUACAAACAACUGACACCUCAGGUAGUGUCAACUCUUGGUGUUACCAUGGCUAUGGGCACUCUGGGUAAUCCAUCACCAGGGGACCAUUACUUGGUGCGUUUUCAGGACCGUUUGAUUUGGGUCCACGUGCUUGAGUGUGGUUACAAAUUUUGCACUACGGUAUUGAAAGGCCUUGAGCUGCAGGAGACCUCGUGCCACACUGUGGAAGCCACGCGAGUAGAUGACGUGUUUCAGGAUAUUUUUGUGCAUGAGGGAAAAUGGCCACUGGUUUCAUUGAACCAACACGUAGCAAACGUUCUUUGCCCGUGUGACACAUUGAUCCUCAAUACUUACUCAGACGCGAAGAAUGUACUGACUGGUGUAAUUGAUCAGCCAGAAAAUUUACGGAGGAAUUCGGAAAAUUUCUUGAAGACUCUUGUCUGGGUUUUGGUGAAUUAUUGUAAAGAUCGAAAGUUUGAAAUCCCGGAACAAACCUCACAUCAAGUAUCCAUUGACAUUGCAAAGCAAGAGGUCAUGAUGUCAGUAGAGGUUUUACCUACUCCAAAACCCAAGGAAGCUUUACUAGUCAGACAAACAAGUCAGGAUGAUUUGGACAUUCCAAAUGUUUUCAUGAGUUCAACAGAUUAUCAAGAACCAACAACGAGAGUUACAUCACCCAAGAGACGACGAAGCAGCUCUUUGCCCAGUCUUAGCGAUAGUGUAUGGUCUCAGGAAAGCUUGAAACUGGAUGAAAGUCAGACGAGCGAUAGAAAACGCAAGCAGUCAGGGAGCGUUGGUGGUCUUCACGUCAAAGACGAAGGGAUUGAUGAUCUCGACGAAUCUUUCAAUCUAGGUGGUUUUCCAGCACUGGAUAUUGGACAGGCAAGCGCAUCGAAAAAUAAAGGCUCAAGCGAAAAGCUCCUUAAAAAAGUCGAUCCAGUUUUUAGUGAUUUCAAUUAUGACGUUCUUAGCUAUGGAGCUACCAAGAGGGAUGCUAAAGCAGGCGCAAGCGAUUAUAUGAAGCCAGUUACUUUUACAUCAGAGCAUGCCCAUAGACUUGAUUUGCCACAUCAUUGGAAGUUUUCCAUCCCAGUAGACAAACAUAAUUUAGACUCUUUAUCAGAAAAAUUUCCCGAUUUCUGGUUCAGACACGUUGUGAAGGGUUUAAACUUUGGAAACAACAGCAAGGGUAUUGCAGAAAGUAUCCUUAGUGAUUCAACUCUGAUAAGCUUCUACCGUCAGUUGACAUGCGCGUGUUACGCUAUGGUGGAGGUACUUGGAUUCCCAGGAUCGUCUGCUGUAGCUGCUGGACCUGGUCACGUGCACAAAGUGUACGCUGGCGACGUGCCUUGGUCAAUACAUGUUGAUUGGCUGGAAAAAGAGACGGAGCUUAAAUCGCUGAUCUUGAAGGCGUACAGAUAUGCUUUCAAGUUAACUUACGACGAAGCUGUUCUUGGAGAAGUGACAAGUGAAGAUGAACUUGUGGAAUACAUGACAGAGUAUGAUAGGGACUGGUACCUAGGCAGUGAGAUAGGCCACGAGUGGCAGUUGUCUAUCAUGGAUGAAAAGCCGUUCCUGUUCUCGCUGGGUCGAGACAAAAGCAAGGGCACAUACACUAGCCGUGUUCUCACCAAGCAAGAGAUAAUGGCCCCAGUCGGGCGCCUUAAUGGAGAAUGCGUUCGAGGCCAGUGGGCCUCGCUAGCUUUAGAACUACUGUACUUCACCAACGAUGACGAGGAGCGGUACAGCAUCCAGGCUCAUCCCACACUCCUCAGGAAUCUGACCAUCCAAGCUGCGGACCCACCUCUGGGGUAUCCAGUGUAUUCUUCGGGUGCUGUGUCAGUACCAAUUGCGGUAGCCCCUUUAUAAAGGCCUUUUAGUAACAACGUUUGAUCAUGUGCGCCGUUCGUUAUGCAUUUGUGAAAUAUACGCAGUAUUAUGUGUGAGCAUUUUAAUGGUAGUUAGAUUGGUGUAAUCGCCAAACUGAUUAACUUUCAAACAUCUGGCGAACGUUCUCCGAAUAGAUUUAGCGGAAAACUUGAAAACGGAAAUAGGAAACAAAACAACCAGUUUUUGAAAGUAAAUUUUCCUAUUUGAGAGAGGGAAGGAAUUGGGCAGGUCACUCUGAGGGGUGGACAUAAGUUGUAAAGAACUGUCAUGAAAUGACGCGACAUUUAAUCUUGCCUGAAAAGAUAUAAUAUACAAUGGAACCCUUAUUAGGGCACAUGUCCGUGCUCUAGUUAGGAGUUUCCUGAACAGUAAUGGAAGGAAACAUUCCAUUGUGCACCUUGAUAAUCGCAUAUCAUAGCUUACGGUUGAAAGAACGACGUUUGUAAAUAUUUUUUGAAAUCUACUUUUUGACAUCUCUUCGCUGUAUCAGAGAAGAGCGUACUCUUACAAUUCCUAAAAAACUCAACAUUGAUCUUAUGAAAUAUGAGAUUAUUUUCACAGCAAUGUACUGACAAGAAAAUUCAGUUUUAAACGUUUCGGUCACGCAAACGAGGCGCUAAAUAUUUUUAAUGCUACACGAAUAUUUCCAUCACGGGAAGAAAAUUUCAAACUCCCCUAUGGCUUAUUUAUUUGAUCCAUACGUAAAAUAUUGUUCCGACAUGAAAUUAUUGUUCGCAUUUGAGAUUCAGGAUGCUCAGAGCAGGGAAAGGAAGGGGAAGUAGUUCUUUCUUAACGCCCUUAUUUCCUCCCGAAAGUAGAAUGCUUUUAAUUAUUCCCUAAUUCUCACUCAGCGAAAAAACCUGACAUUGUUCCUCCGAGCGAAUACGAAGAACUGACAAUUUUGGCGAAAAAAGUAGAUGUACUAUCAACUUUGUAUUUUGAAGAGUGUCCUCCAGUCACUCACGUGUUGCCUUGAGGAUGGGUGUAAUUCUAUGCUACUCCGCUUAAGGAGGUACCCAUUUGACUUGAAGUACUUUGUACACAAAAGAAAGGGAUUCCCUAAUAUAAGUUAAAGAAUAGGAUAACGAAAGUGAUAGUUUUCAUUGGCUGAUGUGUUCUAAAAUGCCUUCAAGGGUGCCUUGGAAGAUCAUUGCCUCAAAUCGCACAAAUACUAUUAAGAUCUUUUCUUGUGUUACUUUCGUUUGACCGAGAGUAGUUUCUGAUAUGAUUCAGGCUUUUUCCCAGAGUGUGGAAAACAAAAUUUUUGACUUCCUGGGAUUUUACCUCAAAUAACUAUCUCUGAGCAAAUGAACUGUACAUACUGGUGUGCUAAAUAGUCCCUCUUCGCUAGGGAGAAAUGUAAAUGAAGUAGUUAAAAUAGGCAAGUGUGAGAAUUCAACAACGACAUUAAACAAAAGA